UUUUGAUCCCCACUGAACAUCAAAGAGACCAGGAGAGAGAUGACCUGAAUCUGGCUGCUGUCAGUGUUAGACAGUGUCAGUGGUAGAUAGACCACAGGAGGGGAGAAGGGUGGCAUAAUAUCAUGAGAGAAGAAUGUGUGUGAGAGAGGGGUGGAGGCAGGGAGGGAGAAUGGCAAGCGACAAGGAGAAGGAGAGCGUGUUAAGAGGGAGGUUGAAUAUUGGGGGACGAGGGAACAUGAGAGCGUAUGUGAGUGAGAGGGAGUGGGAUAGAAAGACAGAAUAGAGAGUAACAGGAAUAGCUAGAGUAAGUAAGUGGAACAUAAAGAGAAAGCGAGGAGAGUGAGGGAGUGAGAUCAACCUACCAGCUGUAGAGAGAGCGAGCAGGACUGUUUGAAUGAGCCACAGUGGCGAGGGAGAGUGUGUGUGUGUGUGCGAGGGAGAAAUAGAGCUAUUGAGGGGGUAGGGUAGGUGAAAGGGUGUGUGUCUGAGAGAGAGAGAGGUUGUCAGACCCCCCUCGAAGUAGAGGCUGCUGCUCAGUGCAGUUGCUCUGGGUCCCAUUGAUACCCAUUUGUAGAGUGGGAAGAGCUGAAAAUGUAAUUUUGAAAGGAGAAAAAAACAUGUUUUCUUUUUUUUCUCUUUCCUUAUUUUUCCUUCUGGAUCUUUACUCAUCUCCAAUCUGGUCCUCCUUGCUCUCUUUGUGGUUGUAUGAAGGAGGUCACUGCGGAUACAAAGUAACGGAGCGCAGUCCAAACAACACUGUAAAAGCAUGUUUCUGGGGGUGAAAACGAUGUCGCACGGGACAACCAUGUCACGUUGCAACCAUAGCAAUGUCACCCGGCCCUCUCUGCAGUGACCCUGCACCGCAAAGGAUGCUGGGAAAUAACAAACACUAUUACCCUGGGGAGGACGACAAGGAUGGGGAGGAUGAGGAAGAGGAAGAGGAGCAGGGACAAGAUAACAAAAAGGGGGAUGGUGGAGAGAAGGAGAACGGAGGGGUGGAAGGGCUCGAGGAGAUUGAGAUGAAGGGAGGCAGACAAUCACGCGAAGGUAAAGGGGAGGGAGGUAAACCCUCAGCCAUUGUGGUUGGAAGGCAGAGAGGGGACCGGACACUGAGGCCAGACAAUCCAGGAAAUAGAGGCAUCCCUUAUACGUCCAAUCAGGCCCCUCAUAAGCAGCAGCACCAGCAGCAGUAUCACCCGGCCCCAUCCACCCAGACCCAGAAAAGACGUGCUCACAUGGAGCGCAGUAUGACCACAGUGGCGCCCAUAGAGGACACUCGACUAACCAUGAUGGUGUUUCGCAUUGGAAUCCCUGACAUCAAACAGACAAGGUGUCUGCAGUUUGACCCUGACUUCACAGUUUGGAGCGCCAAGCAGGAGGUCAUCAGUUCGCUGAGCGAGCCACUGUGGGACGUCUAUAACUAUGGCCUCUUUCAGCCCGCCGGAGACGGAUGCGAUGCCAUGUUCCUGGAGGAGGAGCGCUGCCUCCGAAACUACCCACAGUCCUUUGAGAAAGGGGUGCCUUACUUGGAGUUUAGGUACAAGACCAGGGUAUACAAACAGACAAACCUGGAUGAAAAACUACUUACAAAAUUGCACACCAAGGUGAGUCUGAAAAAGUUCAUGGACUACAUUGCAAGUGGAUCAAUAGAUAAGAUGUCAAAAGUCCUGGAAAAAGGUCUCGACCCAAACUACCAUGACCCUGACAACGGGGAAUCCCCACUGUCUGUGGCGGUGCAGUCUGGCAUGACAGUGGAGGGGAUCAGGGUGCUCGUUCAGGGUGGGGCCCAUGUGGACUUUAGAACCAGAGAUGGACUGACAGCCGUACACAAGGCUGUCAGGGCACACAAUCACGUUGCACUGCUGGCUCUUCUGUCCCUGGGAGCAUCUCCUAACUACAAAGACCGAUGUAGCCUGACCCCACUGUACCACUCAGUGCUGACAGGCGGUGACACCUCCUGCUGCGAGACCCUACUCUACUACAGGGCCAAACUGGGAGUGAGGGAUGAGAAUGGCUGGGAGGAGUCUCACCAGCUCAGGGAUGAAGAGGAAUUUGGAAUGCAAGAAAUACACAAGGCCUGCCAGAAUGGUUUUGCCCAGCACUUGGAGCACCUUCUGUUCUAUGGGGCAGAUACCACUUCUCAGAAUGCCUCAGGGAACACCGCACUUCAUAUUUGUGCCCUGUAUAAUAAGGAAAGCUGUGUCCGUGUUCUGCUCUACAGAGGGGCCAAUAAGGAAAUGAAGAACAAGCAUGGGCAAACCCCCUUUCAGGUAGCAGUAAUGUCGGGCCAUUUUGAACUUGGGGAAAUCCUCAAAAACCACAGAGAUGCAGAUGUGGUGCCCUUUCUGGAAUCCCCAAAGUAUGCUCCCAAAAGAGGAGAGAGUGCACGCACGCUCCCUCUCCUCAUGGCUCACCCCUACCCCCUCCUGCGUGCUAACAGUGAUAACAGCAUGACCCUGCCUGACCCCAUGGCCCUAUCCAACAAGGCUGCUGGAGCCAAUCCCACCCCUGGACAGGCUCGCAGGGCCUCUGUGGGUGUGAGGAGCUCCAGCAGUCCCAGGGCCCGUACCCGCUCCCCGUCGCGAGGAGGAGGGCAGAGCGACACAGAGGAGAGGCAUCAAAGCAAACCACAGCGCGGCAGACAGGGUGCAACCUCAGCGGGUAGUGGCGGGUGGUCGGCUGGGGGUCAGAUGAGGCAUAUGUAUAGUGCGGUCCCAGGGCGAGUGUACAUGGCCACGAGGGCCUACACUGCCCACGGAGAGAAAGAACUCAGCAUCAACAAAGGAGACAAAGUCAAAGUGUUGAGUGUUGGAGAGGGGGGGUUCUGGGAGGGCACAGUGAAAGGUCGUACAGGCUGGUUCCCCUCAGAUUGUGUGGAGGAGGUGGGUCCUCCCAGUAAGGACAAUCGAUCAGAGACGCGCAGUGAGAAAGCCAAGAGGAAGCUGUUUCGUAAUGUCACCAUGGGAGCAUAUGAUGGCGUGGAUGGCCCCAGUGACUACAUCAUUAAGGAGAAGACAGUGCUCCUGCAGAAGAAAGACAAUGAGGGCUUUGGCUUUGUGCUUCGGGGAGCCAAAGCCCAGACUCCUAUAGAGGAGUUCACGCCGACCCCAGCAUUCCCCGCGCUGCAGUACCUGGAGUCUGUGGAUGAGGGCGGUGUGGCCUGGAGGGCUGGCCUAAGGAUGGGGGACUUCCUUAUUGAGGUCAAUGGUCACAAUGUCGUGAAGGUGGGCCACAGGCAGGUGGUCAACAUGAUCAGACAAGGUGGCAACACUCUGAUGGUCAAGGUUGUCAUGGUGGCCCGCAACCCGGAGACAGAGGAGACCAACCCUAAGAAGAAAGUCCCCCAGCAGGCUAAGAGGCUGACUCCUCCAGCCAUUGCCCUGCGCUCCAAAUCAAUGACAUUAGAGCUGGAAGACAUGGUGGAGAAAGCUGCCUCUCCGUGGAAAAAGAAAGCAGAGUACGAGUCCUCCCAGGUGCCUGAUAAGAAGAGGACAGUCUAUCAAAUGGCACUAAAUAAACUGGAUGAGAUCCUGGCAGCAGCUCAGCACACGAUUGCGUCAGACGGACAGGGGCAGCGGGGUCACGGGGGGAAGAGAGAACGAACCAAGAGCAUCGCCCCCAAUGAGCCAAGUCAUGACCAGUUGGUCGGUGUAAUGCCGUCUGGGUUUGGCUACAACCAGGGUCAGUAUCCCCCCGGCCAUCCGCAUGGAGUAAUGCUACGACAGAAAUCUAUUGGUGUGACGGAGGAGGAGAGGCAGUCCCUCCACACCCCGGCUAUGAAACUGUCCCGUAGCCUGUCGGAGGACAUCCCCCCUCCCCCCAGCACAUCCGCCCCAGAACCUCCCUUGUCUGCUGGACCCCACACUGCUCGGAGGGGGGAGCAGUCUGCCCCCCAGCCACUGUCCUCCCAGAACCAGGCCCACUACCAGGCCCUCUCCACCCAGCAACAAGCAGCGCACGAUGCCCAGGCAGGUUGGGACAAUCAACAGCACGGCAUGACCACCACCCUCCAGAGAGGAGGGGGACAAUACACAGGGGAUCCCACGGAGGGGACAAGGAGAGGAGGGGGCAAAAUGGGGGCAUUGAGGAGGGACUACAGUAGUGCUACUCCACCUACAAGCGCAGCUCCCAAAACUCAACAGCAACCCCAGCAGCAACAGCAGCCCCAGCAACAGCAAGAGGCGGCCCGGGAGAGGAUCGGAGGGGCAAGCAGGGGCGGGGGAGUCAGGAAGGGCGGGAGGGGCCCUCUAGUAAAGCAGCCCACAGUGGAAGGAGGGCUCGGCAGGCACCACAGAGGGGGGCAAGGCCAGGGGGGUAAAAGCUCAGGGGCCAAAGAGAAGAGCUCCAUCCCCAUCCCCACCAUCAUCGUCAAGGCUCCAUCCACCAGCAGUGGCAGUGGCCGCAGCAGCCAGGGCAGCAGCAUGGACGCUGAGCAACCGCCUCCCGACAUAGACGACCCUACCUCCCCCCCUGCCUCUCCCGACACCCACACCACCCCCGGCCCGCCUUCCACCGUGGCCCCCUCACCACCCCAGCCCCCUGUCUCCUCCCCCAUGACCCCUUCGACUGUCGCCCCCCAGCUGCCCCCUAACCUGGAGAACCUGGACUUCACCACCCAGUUUGGGGGGGCCUUUGUCGGGGCAGCGCGCCGGGACCGGGAACGUUUCCGUGACAUGAGGAGGAAAAGUGCUUCCUUCUUCCUCUCCUCCGAAGAGGAUGUCCAAGGGGAGGCGGGGGGAGGUGGAGGGGUAUGGACCCAGCCCCUACAGGGGAUGGGGAUUGAUGUCCCCACCCCCCGCCUCCGCCCCUCCAAGUCAAUUGACGAGGGCAUGUUCUCUAGGGACAAUUACGUCCACUACGCCAGCAGUAUGCCCCCUGCCUUUGGGCUGCCUGAGUACCACUCCCCUGUGAUGGGCCAGGAUGGCCAGCCCAAGUCCGCUCCCUCCAACUACGGCCCAGGCUCUCCAGCCACCACCUUCAUCCACCCUCUGACUGGGAAAGUCCUGGACCCCUCGUCACCCCUGGGCCUGGCGCUGGCUGCACGAGAGAGGGCCCUCAAGGACGACCGGAGGACCCGACGGGAGGAGCGGCACUUUGGCCGGCAGAUGUCCAGCGUGGGGGUGUUCCCUACAUCUCUCCCGUCUCCCACGCCAUCCCUGUUCUCCACAUCCACCACCACCACCUCACACGCCUCACUGAACCGCCCACAGUCACCCAGGAUAUUACGCUUGGGAGGGGGAGGAGAGAGAGUGGAGAGGGACCAGGCGGCUGGAGCCAGAGAGGGCCUCAGAGUUCGCUUUUCAGAGGACAAAACCAAUCAGUACCAGACCCAAUAUUACCAACAGAGUCCUAGAGACAGGGAGCCACCUGGCCCGCCCAUGCAGCCGCCCGGCCCGCCGCCUCAGCCUGCACCCUGCAGACCCUCGUUCCUGCAGAUGGAGAACAGUGCAAAUGCUAGCUACAUCCCCCAGUACACCCUCACCGCAGCCCCAGCACACCCACAUGAAGGUGGGGGAGAGGGAGGAGUUGGAGGGGGACUGGGGCUCAUGGUUCUUCCCCCGCCUGCACCCUCGAUAGAUUUGGACGAUGAGUUUGUCUUUGUUGACCCCCUGCCCCCUCCCUUGCAGUUCGCCAAUGGCCAAGGCCAGCGAGAAAUGCAGAGGGGAUACCCUCAACAGCAUCAGCACUCAGCUCAACACGUCUCUUCUGCCAUGCCACCCCCACCGCCCCCCCUAUCCUCUCCUAAAGUACCUCCACCAGGAGGCUUCCCCUCCAACGCCCCCCUCCCCUCCCCCCAGGCCGGGGACUCUGCCGCCUCCAGCCUCACAUCCUACGACAGCGAGGUGGCCAACCUCACCCAAUCAGGUCUAUCUCCCUCCCUCCCCUCGCCCCAGAUAUUCCCCCCUUCCUCCACCACUACAGCCGCCUCCAUUUUACCCGCACCCACACCCUCCCUCCACAGACCCAAGCCCAUGUCGCAUACACACCCCUUCUUCAGUGACCCCACCGUACCAGUUAACCCCGCUAAUAUGGGUGCCCCUGCUCCCCAAAUGACCUUAGCACGGUACCGCGGCCCGGCCACCCUCACUACGACUAUGACCUACGCCACAACAACGACCAUGACCGCCACCGCCACUGCUACCACAGCCUCUGUGGUGUCGUCAGACUACAACGCGUCUCUGAAAGCCCCCAGAACCGCCAUCAACACUGCAGGCAAGGCAGGAGACCACCACCCCUCCAUGAUGAAGACUGGAGACUGGCAGACAGAGACGGUGGUGGACUCUGGGAUCGAGGAGCUGGACAGCCACAGCAGCGGUGACCAGCACCUGGAAAUACUGGGAGUGAGUGAACUGACGGGUGAGAGAAGAGGAGGAGGAGGAGUGGAAGGGGAUGGAUGGGCUGGCGAGCACCCAGAUCCUUAUAUGACCUAUUCAGGUGGGCAAGCGUUUGAAGCACACCACGCCAAACACACGACCAAACCCACCGUGUAUCCAAAGACGAUGCAGUACAAAGAGGGCGGUAUCAAGGACACAAGGGAAGCGUUGCGUCGACAGGUGAGCACCAACCCGCCCUACCAGAGCACCCCACCACACCCCCAGAGACAGGCUAACCCAGAGGAGGAGGCCAGGAGAGGAGAGGGAGGAGCAGCGGAUGAGAGGAUACAACGUAGACAGAGUCGACCAAAGAUGGAGGACGGCUUCGGUUCCACCCUGGCUGCCUGUCUGGAGCGGCCCAACACCCUGGAGCCAAGGGGGUCAACCGAGGGGGUCGACCAGGGACAGGGCCUGGAGCGAGGCGAGGCCCAGAGGGACGGGAUGUCUAUUGAGGGGCGCCGGUUGCACUCGCCACUCUCGGGGGUGAAGGCCAGCAUCAUCAACGAGCUGAGCUCCAAGCUGCAGCAGAUGAGCAAUAAGAGCACAGACGACUGGGGUCAGUCUGAGAUGCGAGGUCAGAGUCCCAUUAGUCUGAGGUCACCCACAAUGCACAGAUAUUCUGGGGAUUUCUCCGCCUCGUUUCAGAGCCCCCCCACAGCCCGCUCCACUUCCCCCUUACCCACCUCUUCCCCGCAGCAUCGCCCGCCAAUCCUCACCCCCAAUCUCACCGCCACCCCCUCCGGCUCGCCCUCCCACCAGCCCACGCUGCAGCCCAACUGGACCCGCUCCCCCUCUCCCCAGAUACCCACCUCCCCCUCUCACUUCUCCCACCCUCCUCUCUCCCCCACCUACUCACCCUAUCCCACGUCACCCAAACAUCGCACUAAGUAUCGUGGAGCCAAGAUUUUUGACUUCCAGUGUACCCCUGGUCCAGAGCUGAGGUCGUCUGUGUCCCGCCGGCGCGCCCCCAGCCCCCUCAUAUACUCCACAGACCGCCCCAGCCCCGCCCCUCCCAGACCCUCCUCCCUCCCCAUCCUCCCCAGCACCCAUGUCUACAACACCCCCUUUGAUUUCCCCAAUCCCCUCACCCCUUCAUCCCCAGGCCACACCCUAGGAGACUCUUACAACCCCUCCACCCCGCCUCUCUUCCCCACAUCCCCACAACCUCCCAGUGCCCUCCUGGUCUCCCGCUCCCUUUCACCCACCCAGUUCCUCUCCAGCGCCUCCUCGCCCUCCAUGCACCUGCCCCCCUCUCCGUCCUGCCUCAGCUACCCCCACCACACCCCUCCUCCCCCAGCCAAACCCUUUACCAUCAAGCCCCUGUCCUACUGGACGAAGUGGGACGUGGCCGACUGGCUGGCCUACCUAAACCUGGGGGAGCACCGGGAGCGCUUUCUGGACAACGAGAUUGACGGCUCCCACCUGCCCUCCCUCACCAAGGACGACUUCCUGGACCUGGGGGUGACGCGCGUCGGCCACCGCAUGAACAUCGAAAGAGCGCUGAAGAGACUGACUGACAGGCUCUUCUCUCCCAUGCAUGAGCCUAGCCCCUCCCCUGUGCCACAGACUGAGAGAGUGAAAGAUGAGGUGACUCAGAGCUCAGAGAAAGACAGAGAAACAAACUGACUGAGAUGAAAGCUAAAGAAGACCAUUGGACACAAACAGACUGAGUUGGACCUCAGACAGGAAGCGAUCGUGAUGGACAAGGCUUAAUCACGCCAAGAGAGAUUUGGUAUGAGUGGAAUAGAAUUGUUUGGGAUCUUUCUUGAGAUGAACAUUGAUUGCACGUGUAGGUCAAAAGAGGGUAGAAACACUUACGACACACAGUCGUGUCUAAAACGACACAAUUUACACACGCUGUACAACUACUGAUGAAUAGGCUUUUAAUUAACACAUGGACACACACACAUUUGACUGGUGAUUCUCACACUCCAUUUGCUGCCUGAGUUACAGUAAAAGGAGAAAUGCGAACAAGAAUCUUGAGAUGGUAAUGCUGCUACCCACAAAGAGAGGGUAAGCCCAUGGAUAUACCAAAGGUGGUGGUGAAGUUCCUCUAAUAAACAGUAAGGGCCACAUUCAAACUUGUCCUGAGAUUCAUGCGUAAACUUUGACUUUACGCGUAUUACGUCAUGGGAUUGGAAGCGAUGGUUGGAAUGUAUAAAACUUCAGAAUAUGGUCAUAAAAUGGAAAGGUACAUUGAUUGGUUUUGUACCAAGUGCUGAUUGCAAUCGUUCAUUUCAAAUAGGUCGGGGUGCUAUUGAUAUUUAAUCAUUCAAAUGUGUGUUUUAAUGACAAAUAUUCUAAAAUAUGACAAAACAUAUAGUCAUAAAAUGACAGAAUUAUUAUCAUGGUUAUUAUCUUUACAAAUGCUGUCGGGAGUAUGUCGGAGAGGGGCAAAGGAGAGUCAAAUAUGGGUUUGUUUUUCCCUGAGACAUGGCUAUAAGGUGUCCACAGCCAUGUUUCAGAGUUUGCUAUGAACUCAUGUCCUUUUACACUACACUAGCUACUUGUCAUUCAUUCGUGAUGUUGAUGUUGAUGAGCGUAGCACCAUGUCCAGGAAUGCGAGUGUCUUUUAUCCCAUGUUCACUCACACACAAUCACACACAAUCACACAUAAUCACACACAAUCAAAAAGGGCUUAUACUGUGCGUCUGUCAGUCUUUCUGGUGUCUGGCUACCUUGGCCUUUAUCCUCUGAGUGUUUGUCUGUGUAUGAAGAUCUGUUUGUCAGCCUGCCUCGUUACCCAUGAUCCUUUUACCCACCCUCUUGCCCCUCUCUCUUUACGCCUCCUCCACAACUCAACGGCAGAUUUCGAAACAUUUGAAAACGUAGAGAUGUAUAUUUUGCACCAGUUGACAAUCCUAACUUUGCCCUAUUUCAUAAACUUCUCUUCGAAAAUCAGAAAAAAAAUUCAGAUCCACAUAUUUCAGAAAAAGACACACACACACACACACACACACACACACACACACACACACACACACACACACACACACACACACACACACACACACACACACACACACACACACAGGCUCUUUUAGAUACCUAUUUGCUAUUGCCUUCGGUGAAAUGUAUUGUAAGGUGAGGAAUACACAAACUUUUUAUACAUAAUUUAUAGGUCUAUAUCAGUGAUGGGCAACUUUGAUGGGGGUGGGAGCCACAAAAUCUGAACUCAUCAUGAGGGGCUGCAGUGGCUUACGGGUCUGCGUACCCACAUCCAUACCUACACAUGCAGUCAGAGCUAGCCCUAGCCUUUUGGGGACCUAAGUGACAAGUUUGCUGCAAUUCUACACAUUCGGCCAUGGGGUGGAGAGCAAAUGUAGCAAUUGCAUAACACAUUUCAUGCAAUUCUACUCAUUUUGCCAUAGGGUGGAAAGAAAUGUUUGCAGUUUUGAAUAUAAUAUCUGUGUGAGAGUAACUAAGAAAAUCUAUAGAAAAUCAGUAAUUCAAACAUCAUUACCGCAAGUUUCGAUAUCUGGCUGGACUAACUUACCAAUCUAAAACAAUUUAGCUGACAAAGGGCUAAUUGAGUGACUGUCAGUGACUGACCUAACAAAAGCAAAACCCUAACUCAGUCCCCCCCAAUUAUUGUUUUCUUUUCUUUGAUAUAAACAGUGCCAGUCAAAAGUUUGGACACACCUACUCAUUCAUGGGUUUUUCUUCUUUAAAAAAAAACUAUUUUCUACAUUGUAGAAUAAUAGUGAAGACAUCAAAACGUAAACCAAUAACACAUACGGAAUAUUGUAGUAACCAAAAAAGUGUUAAACAAAUUUUGACAGCUCUGCAUACUCUUGGAAUUCUCUCAACCAGCUUCACCUGGAAUUAUCUUCCAACAGUCUUUAAGGAGUUCCCACAUAUGCUGAGAACUUGUUGGCUGCUUUUCCUUCACUAUGCGGUCCAACUCAUCCCAAACCAUCUCAAUUGGGUUGAGGUUGGGUGAUUGUGGAGGCCAGGUUAUCACAUGCAGCACUCCAUCACUCUCCUUCUUAGUCAAAUAGUCAAUUGUCCUGUUGAAAAACAAAUGAUAGUCCCACUAAGCGCAAAACAGAUGGAAUGGUGUAUCGCUGCAGAAUGCUGUGGUAGCUAUGCUGGUUAAGUGUGCCUUGAAUUCUAAAUAAAUCAUUGACAGUGUCACCAGCAAAGCACCCCCACACCAUUACACCUCCUCCUCCAUGCUUCAUGGUGGGAACAACACAUGUGGAGAUCAUCCGUUUACCUACUCUGUGUCUCACAAAGACACGCCGGUUGGAACCAAAAAUCUCAAAUUUGGACUUUGGACUCAGACCAAAGCACAGAUUUCCAAAGGUAUAAUGUACAUUGCUUGUUUCUUAGCCCAAGCAAGUCUCUUCUUCUUAUUGGUGAACUUUAGUAGUGGUUUCUUUGCAGCAAUUCGACCAUGAAGUCCUGAUUCACACAGUCUCCGCUGAACAGUUGAUGUUGAGAUGUGUCUGUUACUUGAACUCUGUGAAGCAUUUAUUUGGGCUGCAAUUUCUGAGGCUGGUAACUCUAGGUAACUUUGGGUCUUCCUUUCCUGUGGCGGUCCUCAUGAGAGCCAGUUUCAUCAUAGCGCCUAAUGGUUUUUGUGACUGCACUUGAAGAAACUUUCAAAGUUCUUGAAAUGUUCCGGAUUGACUGCCCUUCAUAUCUUAAAGUAAUGGCGGACUGUCGUUUCUCUUUGCUUAUUUGAGCUGUUCUUGCCAUCAUAUGGACUUGAUCUUUUACCAUAUAGGGCUGUCUUCUGUAUACCAUCCCUACCUUGUCACAACACAACUGAUUGGCUCAAACACAUUAAGAAGGAAAGAAAUUCCACAAAUUAACUUUUAACAAGGCACACCUGUUAAUUGAAAUGCAUUCCAGGUGACUACCUCCUGAAGCUGGUUGAGAGAAUUCUGAGAGUGUGCAAAGCUGUCAUCAAGGCGAAGUGUGGCUACUUUGAAGAAUCUCACAUUUAAUUUGAUUUGAUUAACACUGUUCUGGUUACUACAUGAUUCCGUAUGUGUUAUUUCAUAGUUCUGAAGUCUUCACUAUUACUCUACAAUGUAGAAAAUAGUUUAAAAAAAAGAAACGCUUGAAUGAGUAGGUGUGUCUAAACAUUGACUGGUGUGUGUGUGUAUGUAUAUAUAUAUCUAUAUACAUAUAUACAUAUAUAUAUCAUUAUUUAUAUAGAUUUUUUGUAUUGAUCCGCGGGCCCUGUAAAAGGGGGCGGCCCGCAGAUUGCCCAUCCCUGGCCUAUAUAAUAUAUUGAUUAUGAUAAUGACAAUAAUAACAUAAAUUAUAGUAUAAUUUAACAAUAAUUAUUAUGUCAAUGAUUAGGUAUAUGUAAACAUUUUAAACACUACAGAAUCUCUGUCUUCCAAAUAGUGUGAGAAACUUUUUGAAGCUACUUGUUUUGUUUCGUUCUCUUUAUUUUUUAUUUCCGGUAAAUGCUUUCUAUACUGCUCUACUAGUCCGACCAUUACCUACUCGAUUAUUCCUGUGAAACUAACGCACAACAACACACAUUCUUCAGGGUUGUUGCCAUUCAAGAACCUUCUGAUGGAAAUGAUUGAGCGGUAGUGUAGAAAGAAUUAUGUUCUAUAAUUUAAAGAGUAUUUUAGGACUAGUAAUAUAAACAUAUGAUUAUGAUGAAUAUAUACAGUAUGAGCAAAUGUAUGCAGAAAUAAGAUGUAUUUAUGAAGUUUUGUUUAAAAUGAAAUACAGAAAUAUACUGAUAAAAUACGAUAAGAGUUAUAACUAAGGUGUUGAAAUAAAUGCUGAAUAAACUAUUGAA
Molecule: messenger RNA, 12147 nt
Organism: Salvelinus fontinalis (brook trout)
Lineage: Eukaryota; Metazoa; Chordata; Actinopteri; Salmoniformes; Salmonidae
Product: SH3 and multiple ankyrin repeat domains protein 1-like
Exons: 28
Coding region: 828-8000 (2390 amino acids)
Cellular component (GO): dendritic spine; postsynaptic membrane; postsynaptic density
Molecular function (GO): ionotropic glutamate receptor binding; synaptic receptor adaptor activity
Source: RefSeq, a predicted model, not a curated record